Molecule: messenger RNA, 2794 nt
Organism: Fusarium verticillioides 7600
Lineage: Eukaryota; Fungi; Ascomycota; Sordariomycetes; Hypocreales; Nectriaceae
Product: murein transglycosylase
Exons: 4
Coding region: 852-2144 (430 amino acids)
Biological process (GO): fungal-type cell wall organization
Cellular component (GO): cell surface; fungal-type cell wall
Source: RefSeq, a predicted model, not a curated record
CAACAGUUGAUGGCCGAUGGCCUUUCCUGUCAUGAACACGUUCAGAUUACGGAGUAGUUGGUAACAGUCCUGCGUCGGUUUCUAGACGAUUUCCUACCAGUACUAGCAUCCCCUGGACUGUUGUUGGUCUCAUUGGCGUCUUCCCCUCAUGUGAAUCUCCCGGCCUCCCCUGGACUUGGAGGUUGGGCGCCCCUUGAAUACUUUGCUAAAUAGGAACUCCCUUGGCCAAGGUAGCCCGAUCAAGAUAUCAUGACCCAGCAUAUAAAGAAAGAAAAAAAAUCCCGCUUCUGGUAUUUUUCUCAGUAUCAUGUCUCACUUGAUGAUACGUUCUAGGGCCUGUUUGCGUCCCAGACCUCAUCGUCGCCGGGUGUGCAUUCAUCAACGGGGCCCAGCUUUUUCGGAUGCCAAUCUCUUGGUGAGGUCCGCCCAAUCCUGGUUUCUGAGCGGUCUUCUUCUUGGACUUAAUCAACGGGCACCCCCUGCUCAUGCUCCUUACCUUAGUCCGCCCCCCUUCUAGGCCUCCCCUAACUCCCCCAGUCCCUGGUCCCUCCCCGAUCCUGGGCAAGACGCUGGACCUCUUUUCAUUCUUAUCCCCUUUCGUCUCCGUCAACCCCAGGCGCUUUGUUCCUCUUGCUUUCCUCGUGUGCUCCUUCCUUGCCAACUGAGAGUUUCAUCUUUACUUACUCUCUCCCACACUCAUUUAUCAACUGUUUUUUGUUUUCCCCGGCUUCUUGCCUCAUCACGUUCGCUUUUACAGCAGUCGCUCACUUAGUCGAGGGGAUUGGACUAUACUUUCAAAAACACAACAUUCUUUAAAAGACAAUAAAAGAUAUAUAGGUUGAACCGCUACCAUGAAGAACCUCAUCACUUACACCCUUGCGGCCACGCUCGCCGCCGGUGCUACCGCCCAGCAUCACCAGCACCAGCACAUGCACGCCCGCCGCCACGCUGGCUCCAAGGUCGAGAAGCGUGACCCUGAUGUUAUCACCGAGUACGUUGUCGCCGCCACCGAGACCGUCUAUGAGCUCGGUGGAGAGGAGAUCGACAUCCAGGCCGCCAAGGCUGGUCUCGAUGGCGGUAGCCUCGUCAUUGUUGGCGAGUCUAACCCUACCUACGAUGCACCCGCAGCUCCUGCCACCAGUGCUGCUCAGCCCGCCAAGGUUUCUCAGCCCAAGAAGGAUGUGGGCGCUCAAUUCUACGAGUCCAAGACUGCUGCGGCUACUAUGGCUGUCUACUCGGCCCCAGCCGCCACUCAAUCCAAGGCCUCCAAGCCCAAGUCAAGUGGCUCCAGCUCCAGCUACAGUGGCUCCAGCGGCGCCACCGGUGUUGACAAGAAGUUUGAGAGCGGUACCAUCGACUGCAGCGAGUUCCCCUCAGCGUAUGGUGCUGUUCCCCUCGACUGGCUGAAACUUGAUGGCUGGUCUGGUAUCCAGUACUGCCCUGACUACAGCUCCGUGUCCAAGCUGAUCUAUCAGAUUGACACUGCUAUCUCUGGCGACAGUUGCAAGCCCGGUGCUAUGUGCUCCUACGCUUGCCCCGUUGGUUACCAGAAGACUCAGUGGCCCUCUGCUCAAGGUUCCGAGCGUGAAUCUAUUGGUGGACUCUACUGCAACAAGGACGGCAAGCUCGAACUGACACGUGAUGGUUACGACACUCUUUGCGAACCUGGUGUCGGCGGUGUCACUAUUCAAAAUGACCUCGACGAGCAGGUUGCAACUUGCCGAACUGACUACCCCGGAACUGAGAACAUGGUUAUCCCUGCUGUUGCUGAGCCUGGUAGCAGCGUCGCUGUCUGUAACCCCGACCAGGACAAGUACUAUGUCUGGGACAAUGUAGGCACCUCAGCCCAAUACUAUGUCAACAAGAAGGGCUACACUGUCGAGCAGGCUUGCGUUUGGGACAGCUCCACCGGCAAGGAUGCCGGCAACUGGGCACCAGUUGUUCUCGGCGUUGGCAUGAAGAACGGCAUGACCUUUGUCUCCAUUUUCCAGAACUCGCCAACCAGCACUGCCCUCCUUGACUUCAACAUUGAGAUCAAGGGUGGCAACAAGAAAUGCUCCUACGUCAAUGGCCAGUGGAGCGAGGGAACUGGCUGCACCACUGCUGCCGCCGAGGGCCAAAAGAUUACUGUCCGAUACUUUUAAAAGAAUGUUACUUGACUUCGUCAAGUAGGAUGUGCGUUUUUUGGAACUUCUUGUCAAUAUUCUGGGUGACAGAGCUUGGGACCUUUCGGCCGCGGGCAACGGACGAGCGCAAGCUGUUGGACCUGAGUUGAUCAUAUCGAUGACGUGCGCGACAGCUGGCAUGAGCAGGCUUCCUCCCAUUUCUUGAACCGGAUUGAAACUCUUGGAUACGCUGGAUGAGUAAGGACCUGAGAAUGUUGCGACAGCCGAUCUACUGGCUUGUCUUGUUCUCAGCGUCCUUUUCUAACAGUAUUUGUUUUACUUUAUUUUCUUAUGUCAGCAAAUACUCCAUAUAUUGCAUUUUGGCCUGUUUCUUACAUUGGACUCCUCACGGAACGAUCAUGCCCUGAGCCAUUGUUUGGUGACAGACGAAUGCAGCCAGCGAUUGUCAAUUUUGCAUUGGGAGGAGCCCUGGAGGUGUUUUAUACCCCUAACCGAAGAGAUGGCGAUGGAAGAAUCUUUUCGGACAGCAAUGAGAUCAAGUGGUCAACGUCGUUGGGUCCUGGAAUAGAAAUGCCCCCUCUUUGAGCUUAGCUUGUCUAUGUAAUGUCUGCGAUUUGGAUAGUGUAUAGUGUCUUUUAAAGUACGAUAAUUGCAUUCUUUGGUAGCCC